Messenger RNA from Epinephelus lanceolatus (giant grouper), 1223 nucleotides. RefSeq names its product galanin receptor 2a. The record is from RefSeq and is a predicted model, not a curated record. Gene Ontology annotation, biological process: G protein-coupled receptor signaling pathway. NCBI's taxonomy places the organism in Eukaryota, Metazoa, Chordata, Actinopteri, Perciformes, Serranidae. Gene Ontology annotation, cellular component: plasma membrane. Gene Ontology annotation, molecular function: G protein-coupled receptor activity.
UUGCGCCCCUGCUACCAAGUUCCUCUCAGUCUGUGUUUGAUGGGGAGAAACUCUUCCUCUCUACUUAACAGAUUGAUGUAUCUCAGUCAGAUGAUGAUGAUGAUGAUGAUGAUGAUGUCUGUCACGCUGCGUCUGGAUAUGGAAAUGUGGCGCGCAAACGAGGCGCGCGUCUCCACGAGCCGUGCGUCAACGUUCCUGGACAGAUAUUUCGGACCGUGUGAACUGAUGACUGUGACACGAAGAUGACUCUCUCCUCGGCGACCUCCUCCUCUUGGAGAGCGGAGUCUGUGGUCAUCUCUUUGGGCUUCGCGGUCAUCUUCCUGCUCGGCACCGUGGGGAACUCUCUGGUCCUCGCGGUCCUGUUCCGUAACGGACAGAUGAACACCAAGACCACCAACAUGUUCAUCCUCAACCUCGCGAUAGCAGACCUGUGCUUCAUCGUGUUCUGUGUGCCCUUCCAGGCCACCAUCUACACCCUGGAUCAGUGGGUGUUCGGUCCUGUGCUCUGUAAAGUCGUGCACUUCAUCAUUUUCCUCACCAUGUACGCGAGUAUCUUCACCCUGACCGCGGUGUCCCUGGACAGGUAUUUAGCCAUUUGCUACCCGCUCCGCUCCAGAGAGAUGAGAACACCCAAGAACGCCCUGGUCUCCAUCUGCCUGGUCUGGGCCUUGGCCUUGGUUUUCUCAGGACCGUAUCUCAGCUACUACGCCCAGAUGGACCUGGCCGGCACUGUGGUGUGCAUUCCUGCCUGGGAGUCCAAACCACGCAUCAUAAUGGACGUGUGCACCUUCGUCUUUGGCUACCUCAUCCCCGUGCUGGUGCUGGGCCUCACCUACGCUCGCACCAUCCGAUACCUGUGGACCAGCGUGGAUCCCGUGGAGGACAUGUCCGAGUCGAGGCGAGCCAAGCGGAAAGUCACCAAGAUGAUCAUCGUUGUCGCCGCUCUCUUCUGCCUCUGCUGGCUCCCCCACCACCUGGUCAUCCUCUGCAUGUGGUUCGGACGCUUCCCCCUCAACCAAGUCACCUACGUCCUCCGCAUCCUCUCCCACCUGGUGGCGUACACCAACUCCUGUCUCAACCCCAUCGUCUACGCGCUCGUCUCCAAGCACUUCCGCAAAGGCUUCAGGAAGGUGUUCAGCUGCUCGCUGAGGAGGAGGGAGAUCAACAAGGUGCACGUCAUCCAGGCGGUGAACACAGUCAGCAGCAUGGAGACGUCCAACUGA